Molecule: messenger RNA, 1070 nt
Organism: Rhopalosiphum padi (bird cherry-oat aphid)
Lineage: Eukaryota; Metazoa; Arthropoda; Insecta; Hemiptera; Aphididae
Exons: 3
Coding region: 49-639 (196 amino acids)
Source: RefSeq, a predicted model, not a curated record
GUUAUUCGUUGUUUUUAUACAGGCUUUAGUGCGCCGUGAAUCUCCGCCAUGAAACAGCUCGUGCCGUCCGCCGCCGUCGCCGGUCUGCUGGCCGUCCAAACCUUACUCAUGCUUGGUGUCUUGGACUUCAAGGGGACCGCGGUCCAGGCCCAGGAGAGUCCGUUCGAGUUGCCCGUUCAACUCAUCGGUUUCCCCGUCAUCAUCGUCGCCGUCAAGAUGUCCAAUUUCGUCAAGAAGCUCGCGUACGCCCUGAGCCCGAGCACCUACAGGAGAAAAGCCAAGCGGGACUUGCAAGCUGCGACGUCCGCUUCUGGUUCUUUGUCGUCCUUGGACGUGCUCAAAGCCCAGGAAAUGAUACUUAAAGAAAUGGGUCCGGACGCAUGUGUUUACGAGAAAGUAUGCUCCGCGUACGCCGAGGCAGCCGCGCUUGCCAAAAAAGACCGCCACAACGGAAAGGCCGGCGUGGACAGAAUGGACUGGGAAAAAAUUAUCAGCGGAUACAUGGAAACCGGAGCGGCUAAAAAGAAAUACUAUAUGCUGAGCGUGUUUUUGGGUGAUGUGCUAGGUUCACCCGAGUUCUGUUCAAGGAUCGUACGAAAAAUCAAACGGUGCGAUGUAAAACCGAUCUAUCACCAUUGACACUGUUCAUAAUAUAAUAAUAUUGUGUUAUAUUUUUCAAAAAUUAUAUUUAUUGAACAUAAUAAUAUUAUGUACUUAAAUAAUAAUAAUGUUAAAAAUAUUUUAAAACUACGUGCACGCGUGUUGCCGUGUUGGUAUGCUGUAGUCGUAUUAUUAUUAUUAUUAUUAUUAUUAUUAUUAUAAUCAUCAUAAUUGUGUAAUUUCAUAGACCCUCUCGUUUUAAAUGUUAUCUUAUUUUUUUACAACCAAAUCUGAAACAUAAUAUUAUAUAUUAUAUACUUAAACUAUUGUAAUAGCACAAUUGUCCUAAUGUGUAAAUAAUCAAAAUGUUUUGUAGAUUUAUGUAGAUAGAAUUAAUAAAAUAUACGUUAUAAUGAAAUGUGACCAGACAUAAUCAUUAUUGUCGUUUACAAAUAUAUUAAUUGUAUUUA